Molecule: messenger RNA, 1073 nt
Organism: Suillus bovinus
Lineage: Eukaryota; Fungi; Basidiomycota; Agaricomycetes; Boletales; Suillaceae
Exons: 4
Coding region: 261-794 (177 amino acids)
Molecular function (GO): sphingosine-1-phosphate phosphatase activity
Source: RefSeq, a predicted model, not a curated record
CACCUGUUUCGCACCGGCUUCUCUCUGGCAAUGUAACCUCGACAUGUUUUGCCUAGCCUUCUGAGUCCUGCCCGCUCAUGUUGUUGCCUUAUUUUAAUGUUAUGUAGUUGCAUUAUAAAAAUCGGGUUAAAAAAAGUUUUGCGGCCAGAGAUGGUAAGCAACAGUACUUGCGUGCAUUGGUUGUCACCUGAUUUGCGCCGAACCGAAGUACUGCUAUGUAGUCUCAACGCCGUCUUUCCUUCCUUCUUCAGGCCAUAGCUAUGGGUACAGCGCUGCCAUGGUGGCUCAAAUUUCUCGACCAAACAUCCAAAAUCGUGUCCACCUUGACUGCUGCAGCCAUUCUCUAUACCCGCUCGGCAGGUGUAGUAUAUUUCGUCACUGGCGCAGUCUUAUGUGCAGCGCUUGCCAAGUCCGUAAAGAAGGCAAUUCGACAGGAGCGCCCAUUAAAGGACUCCGCGCGCAAAGUAUCUUAUGGUAUGCCUAGCUCACAUGCAUCCACCUGCACAUUCUUUGCAACAUAUAUUACGAUGGCCUGCCUUCAGCUACCUGUUCACUCUACCUUGCCCGCUUCUUUUAUGUUCGCUCCAGUCCUCAUCUUACCAUGGUUGUUUAUGAUAGUCAUGUCAAGAGUCUGGUUGGGCCAUCACACAUGGCCCCAGGUUUCAGCAGGAACCGCUCUCGGAGCCUGCUGUGCUAGCUUUUGGUUCAAACUAUGGGUGGAUGAUGCGGCUGGCGUCAAGACAACUGCUCGGCAAGUCGAAGCCAUGGUGAGAUCAUGGCUUGAACAAUAUUAAUCAUCUCGGGAGCGCAUAUAUAUCCAUCCUACACUUGAAGACAUUGUAUUUUGGCAUGUUUCAAUGACUGUUGUGGAUCAGGUUUUUUAGAUAUACAGUAAAUCUCUUCGUAAUAGAUGUCCCUCGUUUCUUCAUUUUUGUCGUCGGACAGACAAUAGAUGCAAGUUAGCGUUCAUGGGAUAUUUCUUUCUCCUGCAACGGUUUUCCACCUGAAUAGCGGAAUAUAAUUGCGAUGUCAAUGUAGUACUCUUAAGUAUAAGUGAGAAAAAACUAAACUGG